AGUGGCCUGGUUGCCGGGGCGGGCCGUAGAGGCCGCCAGUCGCGGCGAUCUUCUCUUCGCGUCUGGGUCGUUAUCGUCACCAUGUCCCUAAUGGCCUCGGCGGGCCGGGGCCUGGGGGCCGUGUGGUCCCCAACCCACGUGCAGGUGACGGUGCUGCAGGCGCGGGGCCUGCGGGCCAAGGGCCCCGGGGGCACGAGCGACGCGUACGCCGUGAUCCAGGUGGGCAAGGAGAAGUACGCCACCUCGGUGUCGGAGCGCAGCCUGGGCGCGCCUGUGUGGCGCGAGGAGGCCACCUUCGAGCUGCCGCCGCUGCUGUCCUCCGGGCCCGCGGCCGCCGCCACCCUGCAGCUCACCGUGCUGCACCGCGCGCUGCUCGGCCUCGACAAGUUCCUGGGCCGCGCCGAGGUGGACCUGCGGGAUCUGCACCUAGACCAGGGCCGCAGGAAGACGCAGUGGUAUAAGUUGAAAUCCAAACCAGGAAAGAAGGACAAGGAGCGAGGAGAAAUUGAGGUUGACAUUCAGUUUAUGAGAAACAACAUGACUGCCAGCAUGUUUGACCUUUCUAUGAAAGACAAGUCUCGGAAUCCAUUUGGAAAACUGAAGGACAAGAUCAAGGGGAAGAAUAAGGACAGCGGGUCAGACACCGCCUCAGCCAUCAUCCCUAGCACAACGCCUUCCGUCGACAGUGAUGAUGAGUCUGUGGGCAAAGACAAGAAAAAGAAAUCGAAGAUCAAGACCUUAUUUUCCAAGUCGAAUUUGCAGAAGACGCCUCUUUCCCAGUCCAUGUCUGUCCUGCCGACUUCAAAGCCAGAAAAAGUGCUGCUUCGUCCCGGAGACUUUCAGUCCCAGUGGGAUGAAGAUGACAAUGAGGACGAGUCCUCCUCAGCCUCGGAUGUCAUGUCUCACAAGAGAACAGCGAGUACAGAUCUUAAGCAACUGAACCAGGUCAACUUCACCCUUCCCAAGAAGGAAGGACUUUCCUUUCUUGGCGGCCUUCGGUCUAAGAAUGAUGUCCUUUCCCGCUCUAAUGUCUGUAUCAAUGGGAACCAUGUUUACCUGGAGCAGCCAGAAGGCAAGGGUGAGACCAAGGACAGCAGCCCAUCCUCCUCCCCAUCCCCCAGGGGCUUCAGAAAGAAGCAUUUGUUCUCUUCUACGGAGAACCUGGCGGCUGGGUCUUGGAAGGAGCCUGCUGAAGGAGCUGGGCUGUCUUCUGACAGGGAGUUCUCCGAAUCUUCCACCAAGGACUCCUUGAAGUCUAUGACCCUGCCGUCCUACCGACCUGCCCCACUGGUCAGUGGGGACCUCAGGGAAAACAUGGCCCCCGCAAACUCGGAGGCCACAAAAGAAGCCAAGGAGAGCAAGAAACCAGAGAGCAGGAGGUCGUCUUUGCUGUCUCUGAUGACGGGGAAGAAGGACGUGACUAAGAGCAGUGAAGGUGAAAACCCUCUCACGGUCCUGGGGAGGGAGAAGGAAGGCAUGCUGAUGGGGGUUAAGCCCGGGGAGGAUGCGUCGGGACCUGCUGAAGACUUUGUGAGAAGAUCCGAGAAAGAUACCGCAGCUGUUGUCUCCAGACAGGGCAGCUCCCUGAACCCCUUUGAAGAUGUGCAGAUCACAGAACCAGAAGCUGAGCCGGAGUCCAAGUCUGAACCGAAACCUCCAGUUUCCUCUCCGAGGGCUCCCCAGACCAGAGCUGUCAAGCCCCGACUGGAAGUGUCUCCGGAGGCGCAACCCACAGCCAGGCUUCCUUCCCCCGCUGACUCCCCUUCCUCUCUUCCUCCUCUCCCUUCUAGUUCUGGCCAGGCACCUGUCCCUUCUGAAUUGGGACAUGGUACAGACACACAGUCUUCUGAGAGUCCUUCUGUCUUCUCCUCUCUCUCAUCUCCCAUAGCAGCUCCCAUUUCCACAUCCACUCCAAUUGAAAGCUGUCCUCUUACAGAUAGGGGCCAGGCCAAGUCUGAAGAACCACCCUUGCUCCCUAAGGCAGAGUUGCAAACGGAGAGUUUAACUCCAGUUCCAAAUUCUGGUUCUUCUGCCCUGGGAUCACUUUUCAAACAGCCAUCCAUUCCAGCGAAUACAGGGACAGAAAAUUCUCUGAUGGGCAGGACCUGUGAGACAGGCACAGAGAAGUACACCAGCAGCCUUGAGUUGGAGGAAUCUCUCCCGGAGCAGCCUGAAACGGGGCGACAAGAGGAAGAACUUCCAAGAUUCCCCCGCAAAAAACAAGACUACAGCCCAUCAUCUGGAGAGGUCCAGGAGGUACCGUCUGCCCUUUCACUCAGCAGUGAUGGAGCUGCGAGCCCCAUUGGGGAGCUUGUGGCAGGAGGAGACAGAGACUUGGAGAGUCAGGCUGGGUCUCUUGUGGGGAGCAAAGCUAGGGAUGCAGUUGAAGAAGCGGCACCCCCUCUUCCCAUGGGAGAAUCGGUCCCUUCCAUUGAUUCCACGAUGCAGAAGCUGGAAGAGAUGGGUCUGAACCUCCGUGAGGGCCAGAAGAAAACCAAGAAGCGUGUGUCAUUUUCUGAGCAGCUCUUCACAGAAGAGGUGGUAGAGAGGGCCGUCCCGCUGGUGGAAGGACACAGCAGUUGUACCCAGGAGCUGACCCCUGCAUGGGCUGUUGCUGGAAAUGUGUCUGAUGGAGAGCCUCCUGGGUCUUCCCACACAGAGGACUCAGAGAGGGAAUCAGUGACCACACCUGGGCCAGCGACGUGCAGUGUGCCAGCCUCCCCGGCGGGUCACCUCCGCCUCCCCUCCCAGGAGGAGAGUUUCUCCGAAGCCCCCAUGAGUGAAGCAAGCUCAGCGAAAGACACUCCACUCUUUAGGAUGGAGGGAGAGGAUGCCCUUGUGACUCAGUAUCAGAGCAAAGCCAGUGACCAUGAAGGUUUAUUGUCUGACCCCUUGAGUGACCUUCAGUUGGCCUCAGAUUUUAAAUCUCCAAUCAUGGCUGAUCUGAACUUAAGCCUUCCUUCCAUUCCUGAAGUCGCGUCGGAUGAUGAAAGAAUAGAUCAGGUUGAAGAUGACAGAGAUCAGGUUGAAGUUGAUGGAGGGACAGCAAAGUCGUCAACUCUGGACAUAGGAGCUUCGUCCUUGAGCUUGGUAGUCCCCUGUCCUGAGACGGGAAAGGGGCCCAGUGGCAAGGCAGAUAGGUUGGCACUGGGGGAGGGCCUGCGUGAUUUCAGCCUGCAGGCACCCAAAGCAUCUGUGACAGCUCCUUCAGAGCAGACCACAGAGUUCGGAAUUCACAAAUCACAUCUUGGCAAGAGCUCAAGCUUGGAUGAACAGCUGCCAGGCCCCAGUGGUGGUGAGGAAGAAAAACCGAUGGGAAAUGGGAGUCCAAGCCCGCCUCCUGGCACGUCCCUGGACAAUCCUGUACCCAGCCCCUCCCCUUCUGAGCUCUUUCCUGCCACAUACUCUUUCCCCAGCUCUGCACAUUCUGACACUCACCACACCAGCACAGCAGAAUCUCAAAAAAAAGCCACAGCAGAGGGCUCCGCUGGUAGAGUUGAAAAUUUUGGCAAGAGGAAGCCACUCCUCCAGGCCUGGGUCUCACCCUCGGAGACACAUCCAGUCUCAGCUCAGCCAGGCGCUGGAACUGGGUCAGCCAAGCACAGACUUCAUCCUGUGAAGCCAAUGAAUGCAACGACCACCAAGGUUGCUAACUCCAGCUUGGGAACUGCCACCAUCAUCAGUGAGAACUUGAACAACGAGGCCAUGAUGAAGAAAUACAGCCCCUCGGACCCUGCAUUUGCGUACGCACAGCUGACCCAUGAUGAGCUCAUCCAGCUGGUCCUCAAACAGAAGGAAACGAUAAGCAAGAAGGAGUUCCAGGUCCGCGAGCUGGAAGACUACAUUGACAACCUGCUUGUCAGAGUUAUGGAAGAAACCCCCAAUAUCCUCCGCGUCCCGAGUCAGGUUGGCAAAAAAGCAGGAAAGAUGUAAAUCAGCAGAAAAAAAACACCGAGACAUUUUUGUGACUUCACUUUCACCUGCUCUAGGGGUCAAGGACUCGCCCUGCCUGAUAACCACCAGCAGGCUCCGAAUCACUGUCUCCCUCACAUGUUAUCUGGCAAGAGUGAAUUCUACCAAUGGAAGCCAGGUUAAUGAUUACAAUGAAUCUUUUACCAUACAUUCCCAGGGCUUUAUUUUUAAAUGCCACUGUGCCUUUAACUAGGUUGUAAAUAUUUUAUGCCCACGAGAGACGUGGUCAUAAGAUCUGAUCCUGAGCCAGAGAUUCAGAUGGCACAGGAGAUAUUCAUGUAUUUUAACACUGGGGUUUUCUUUCUUUCAUACUGAGAUUUUUUUCAAUAUGUAUCCUCCAGCUCUUAAAGCUUACCUGAGAAAGCUUUAAAUGAAAAAAGGACCAUGCCAUUGGUGCUGUGUUACAUACACAUACUUUCUUGGCUUUUGAGUAGCUCAGGUGUGGCUUUUGGCUGCAGAUGUUAAAUUUUGUACAAUGUAAACCUACCCAGCUUCUCAAACUUGGGUCUUGUUUUUUGAUGGGAGCAGGGGUGUUUAGAGUAAGCCUCUGAGUGUGCCUUUCGGAUUUCGAACAAGCGGCCUUUUUUAAACAUCAACUUCUACUACUCUCUAGCCUUAAAAUAUGUUCUGCUUAGAUCCAGGGCCCUUUUACUGGAGACUGGAAAAGUAGAAUUCAGGAAUUAAAAGAAUUACUCUUUAUUCAAUUCGAGGAACUUGGUUAAAGCCCCUCUUCUUAUGAACAGCCAGGUUCCUGCUGGCUAGACCAGCCUGUUCAGCGCUUUGCUUGGGUGGUCCACACACUCGCUAAUACAGUUCUGGCAGGUGUGGAAUGAUGUCAAUAGGAUUGUUUGGCCUUUUCCCCCUGUGCCUUUGCUCAGUGCCCUGGUUUCCUCAGCAACACUCCUUGUGAGGGACAGAGACAGGGUCCACCAACUCCCCAAGAUGAAGAAGCCCCUUCAGGCCAGGCGCAGUGGCUCAUGCCUGUAAUCCCAGCACCUUGCAAGGCCGAGGAGGGUGGAUCACUUGAGGUGAGGAGUUCGAGGCCAACCUAACCAACAUGGCAAAACCCCGUCUCUACUAAAAGUACAAAAAUUAGCUUGGCGUGGUGGUGCGUGCCUGUAAUCCCAGCUACUUGGGAGGCUGAGGCAGAAGAAUCACUUGAACUUGGGAGAUGGAGGCUGCAGUGAGCCAAGAUCAUGCCACUGCACUCCAGCCUGGGCAAGAGGUUUUUUAAGACUCUUAAAGAGCCUGGCCACUUUUUUUAAGAUUCCGACUUAAAAAAAAUAAAAAUAAAAAUAAAAAGAAAGAAAGAA
Messenger RNA from Piliocolobus tephrosceles (Ugandan red Colobus), 5285 nucleotides. It is a transcript of the gene RAB11FIP1, whose product is annotated as RAB11 family interacting protein 1. The transcript has 6 exons. Lineage: Eukaryota; Metazoa; Chordata; Mammalia; Primates; Cercopithecidae. Gene Ontology annotation, molecular function: small GTPase binding. Gene Ontology annotation, cellular component: intracellular membrane-bounded organelle. Gene Ontology annotation, biological process: regulated exocytosis. The coding region runs from base 82 to 3933 and encodes 1283 amino acids. The record is from RefSeq and is a predicted model, not a curated record.